Diorhabda sublineata is the source of this 1910-nucleotide messenger RNA. RefSeq names its product galactosylgalactosylxylosylprotein 3-beta-glucuronosyltransferase I. The record is from RefSeq and is a predicted model, not a curated record. Gene Ontology annotation, biological process: chondroitin sulfate proteoglycan biosynthetic process; carbohydrate metabolic process. The coding region runs from base 347 to 1306 and encodes 319 amino acids. Lineage: Eukaryota; Metazoa; Arthropoda; Insecta; Coleoptera; Chrysomelidae. Gene Ontology annotation, molecular function: galactosylgalactosylxylosylprotein 3-beta-glucuronosyltransferase activity. The transcript is spliced from 6 exons. Gene Ontology annotation, cellular component: Golgi membrane.
AAUAUAAAAAUUGGUGAAUACCCAAUAAAUAACUCGUAAUUAUAGGUUAUAAUUAAAUUUUUGAAAUUUGAAACUAAUUUUGACUUUUUACUUUUAUAUAUAUUCCCAAAUUUUAAUUUAAUUUAAUGAGUUUUUACUUGUACAUGCUAGUGAAAUUUAGUAUUCAUAAAAGCAGAAGUACUUAACCUUGUUUAAAAAUCUCGUAAUUUCAAAAAAUGAGUAUUUAAAUAAAUAUGUGUAUUUAAUUAUUAAAUAAACAUAUGUUUUGUUGCUUUGUUAUCAAAUAAUAUGUUAUUAUUACGGAUACAAGACGUUGUAGAUAGGUAUAUUUGUUAGAACAAUAAAAAUGGACCAUUACGAAAACAGGAAAUUCAAAAGAUAUUUAGGAUAUUUCUUAAUUUUAUCUUCUAUACUCAUAUUCUGGAAAAUAAUGACAAUAGAAAAAGACAAUGGGUUAUUAAUAGGAGAUCUUAAGGAUAGAUUGCGUAUAUACCAAUAUAAAUUGCAUCUUACACCCCAACAGAUGAUUUUAUUGAAUAUGCUCGAGAAUGAUAAACAUUUAGACGAUAUGCCUUUUAUUUAUGCCAUAACUCCUACAUAUUAUAGGUAUGUUCAAAAAGCUGAACUCACUAAAAUAUCUCAAACUUUAAUGCUUGUACCAAAUAUCCAUUGGAUAGUUGUUGAAGAUUCCGAAGAAAAAACUGCUUUGGUGACUAAUUUAAUAGCAGAAUCGGGGUUGAAAGUAACACAUCUCACCGCUAAAACACCCCCGUUUGAAAAACUUAAAGCAAAGGAUCCAAGAUGGAAACGACAUAGAGGUGUAGAACAAAGGAAUAAAGGACUCAGUUGGUUGAGAUCCAAUAUGCAACUGGGGAAAGAUAAAGGAUACGUUUAUUUCAUGGAUGACGAUAACACUUAUAGUAUUAAACUUUUUUCAGAGAUAAUGAAAAUUAAAAAAGUGGGUGUUUGGCCAGUUGGACUUGUCGGAGGGUUUUCAGUUGAAACUCCUGUUUUAAAUCGGGAAACUGGGAAAGUGGAAAGUUAUAAAAGCGGUUGGAAACCUCAGCGACCUUUCGCUAUAGACAUGGCUGGAUUUGCUCUGAGUUUAGAUCUAAUACUAGCGAAACCGUAUGCGAAUUUUUCUUAUAAAAUGGAUAAGGGCUUCCAGGAGAGUCAAUUUUUGAGUUAUUUUACAACUAAAGAAGAAUUAGAACCUCUAGCGGAUAAUUGUACAAAAGUUUACGUGUGGCAUACUCGUACAGAAAAUCCAGUAGUUAGGGCUGAAGUUAAAGGUUAUGAAGUAUAACUUUUAUCCAUAAAAAAUUUAAUUUUAAGAAAAUUUUCUGAUUUUCAACAAUUUUAUUUUGUUUAAAUCGAAGAUUUUCUCACAAAUUCGUAUUUACAGGGUGAUGUGAAAUAUUUGAGAUUACAGAUUUGAUUAUUAAUUUUUUUUUCUAUAAUGCAUAUCUAUAUAAUAAAAAUAUAUUUUAUACAAGGGGUAUAUAAAAAGUUUUAACUCAUUUUAUAUAAAAAUCAUGAAAAAUUCAAUUUACAAUAACAAAAUCUGUUAAAUAUAAAAUUUUAUAGUUCGAUUUUGUUAUAUUUGGUAAAUUUAAUAUAGGGUGGGUCAAGAUAUAUAAUUUUUUCUACUAAAUCGCCCUGUAUUCUAUAUUAUGAUCCAAUUUUUUAAUAAAAUUCAUCAUUCCUUGUACUUGUCAAUUUUUUAUGAUCAUAUUUUUAAAUUAGUACUUAAUGAGUUUUUUUUAGAAAAAAUUUUAUAGCUUCUAUAAAUUUAUUUCUUAUUUACCUUUUCUGCAGCUGAGGUAUGCUAAUCUAACUUAAAAUUGUGAUAGUUUUGCUCAUUGUAUUUUUUUAUAUUUUUAAAAAUAAAUUAUUUGUUUAUAUUUAAA